AGAAAUUACAAUAGCUAGAGACUUCAAGUUUGCUUCUGAGACAAAAUGACAUAUGGUAUAUGCUCGUAUAUAUGCAACGCAUAUUCACCGCAUAUACUUUUGGCCAACAAAGGUAAACGGACGCAAGAAUGUAUCUGCGUGGGUAUUUGCAUAACAUUAAUGGCAUUUAAUUGCGGAUUCCUUAUUUUACAUUUUCGAAUACGCAAUAUGAGUGCUAUUAUUACUGCAGCUUUAUGUGGUAUCGUUACGGCGGAUUUCGGUUCCGGUUUGGUGCAUUGGGGUGCAGAUACGUGGGGUUCAGUGGACCUACCUAUAAUUGGAAAGAACUUCCUCCGGCCUUUUCGGGAGCAUCACAUAGAUCCCACAUCAAUCACCCGGCAUGACUUUAUAGAGACUAAUGGUGACAAUUUUAUGGUCACCAUUCCUUUUUUGGCACGAAUGUUAUGGGACUUCUUAACGUUACCUGAAGAAGAAGUACAAAAAAAGUUUAUAUGGAAUUGCUAUGUGUUUUUAUUAGCAAUAUUUGUAGCUAUGACUAAUCAGAUACAUAAAUGGUCUCAUACGUACUUCGGGUUACCUGGGUGGGUGGUUUGGUUACAAGAGCAUCACAUCAUCCUACCACGACGUCACCAUCGAAUACAUCACGUAGCACCUCACGAAACCUACUUCUGUAUUACAACCGGAUGGCUCAAUUGGCCACUAGAAAAAUUGCAUUUCUGGACGAUAAUGGAGUACAUUAUCGAGUAUACUACAUCGUGUAAACCUCGCGCAGAUGACUUCAAAUGGGCACAAAAACGCACGUGAUAUAACAAUAGCACCAUUCGCAUGUUUAGUGUCUUAAAUAAUUCAUUGUGCCUCGAGGGGGUUUGUGGUCGGAAAAUAUCGCUUUAGAUAAUUUGCUUUUGUCGUAAGAAAGUGCUUUCCCCGAAAUUCUUUACACAGCAGAUAAUCAAAAGGUUCUGCAUUUUAGCAGAAAUCAAAUCAACAUUGUUACUGAGAUUGUGCCUAUACUGAGAGAAAUUUUUAUAAGUGUAUGUAAGUAUAUGAUAUAGUGCUCGUAUACUCAGGUCUAGCUAUCAAAUAGCUUUUUAAACGCUUACCGACUUAAUUAAUUGAACAAAGAUAUUUUUACAAUUAGUCAAGGAGUAGUUAGUGAACCACUACUUAAUAUUUUGUUAUAAAAAGCACGUAAAUCAGAAUAGUCGCGUGUACUCUGUCAAUUGUGUUCUUAAGGAUUUUUUUAGUGCUUCGUAGAAUAGUAAUCUAGAAACAUAUGUAUCCGGGGACCACAGUGCGAGAUUUGUGUAAUUUUUUUAAUAAUAAUAAUACUAUUGUACAAUUUGGACUAGAGACUUGGGUGUUCAUCCAAAUUGUAUAUCGUGAUUAUUAUAACUUUGCAAUCAGAAUGGUCAUUUGAAGCUCAUUGAACUUUUAAGAAUUUUGAGCCAUCGAAUUCUGAGUGAACGGGUGUCAAUUUUUAUUAGCAACAUCGUUUUUUGGAAAAUGAGUCUAGUCAAUCUUCUUAUUGCAGUUGGAAUUACAAAUUCUUCUGUACCGAUUUUCUUUUUUUUUUCUCACAUUACUUCCUCUUUUCUCACUAAAAUUGCUGUAUCUAGAAAAGCAAAAAAACUUAGCAUAAAGAAAUAAAUAUUUAGAUUAAAGUAGUCAUUGCAUAAUAGUUUAUUCUGUCAGAUAAGAUCCAUUAACAGGGAAUUUUGCAAUUAUUGAUCAUUAGGGCGCGGAUUUUUAGGUGCUAAAAACUUCCAAAAUAUUUAUUUUUUAUGUGCUUAAAAACAUUAAAAUAUUUACUAAAAACUUAAAAUUAUUUUGACAAUUUUCGCGAAAAAAACCUCGACAAAAACGAAAAGAAGACGUCUUUUAUGUAGCUGAACAUUACUUACCAGGAGUUUCUUUAGCAUUGCCAAUGUACAACAAAAGGCAUCUCCAAAUUAUCGAUCUCAGGUGAUUGUCGAUUGUCCCUAAAUAAUAAUUUGUACUGCGAGAAACACUGUUUCACGUCACAGGAAAUGUCUUGCGUAUUUUAAGAGAGGGUUCAUGGGACGCCGUAAAAUUUACAUGUUUUUAAAUUCAAUUGUAUAUUGGAUACUGUUGAAGAGUGACGACGCGAAUUAGUGCUCGAUUUAACUUAAGGCAUUUUACGUACGGUGUGCAAUUGAAACAGUAUCUACCGAGUCAGAUAGAUAACAAAAAGAAAGCAGCCAGUCAAAAAAUUACGGGUAGCCGCAUGCAUAAAACAGAACUUGUCAGCAGGUCUAGAAUUUGCUGAAGUGACGAAUGCAGAAACAAGAUACCAUAGUACUCACUGCAUACAGAAAUCACGUGCAAAUAAAUAUGGGGACAAAAAUGUGGAAUAUGAUGCACGCGGAAGAGAAAAAAUGGAUAAAAUAAAUUAAAAACGUUGUAUUUAUGUGGUUUUUAUGAAUAUCUUUGAAAUAUGUAUUCACAUAAAAAUAAACCAAAAAUAUGUGUUUUUAUGUGAAAUAAAAUUUCGUUUUUGAGUUACUU
Photinus pyralis (common eastern firefly) is the source of this 2526-nucleotide messenger RNA. RefSeq names its product transmembrane protein 189-like. The record is from RefSeq and is a predicted model, not a curated record. Gene Ontology annotation, molecular function: oxidoreductase activity. Lineage: Eukaryota; Metazoa; Arthropoda; Insecta; Coleoptera; Lampyridae.